Alternaria ventricosa is the source of this 3597-nucleotide messenger RNA. RefSeq lists its product as uncharacterized. NCBI's taxonomy places the organism in Eukaryota, Fungi, Ascomycota, Dothideomycetes, Pleosporales, Pleosporaceae. Bases 1 to 3597 code for a protein of 1198 amino acids. Gene Ontology annotation, molecular function: zinc ion binding; DNA-binding transcription factor activity, RNA polymerase II-specific; RNA polymerase II transcription regulatory region sequence-specific DNA binding. The transcript has a single exon. The record is from RefSeq and is a predicted model, not a curated record. Gene Ontology annotation, biological process: negative regulation of transcription by RNA polymerase II. Gene Ontology annotation, cellular component: nucleus.
AUGUCGGCUCCUGCACUUGCACCUCAACCACCUGCCGCAGGCCCAUCCGAUGCCUCGAGAGGCGCACGAGGACGGCGGCGACCACGAGGCCGAAAUACAAACGCGAACACGGCCGCACAGUCAGAGCAAGCAGAGCAAACACAGGCGCAAGCAGCACAGCAGCCACAGAGGGGCGGCGGGCGCGGUGGUAGAGGACGAGGGCGAGGAGGCCAGGCUGACGGUGGACGACCGUCGCAACCAAAUGCGGCUGCCCUCGAAUUUGUGCCCUCGUCUGUGCAACAAGCAGCGCAUCGAGGUGGAAGAGGCGGACGUGGCGGUGCGCGGAGUGGCCGAGGAAGAGGCGGCGCAGAGCGGUUUCCACAGCGCAUGGCUGCUGGUGGCCGUCAAUUCGGUGGACAGUUGACUGUAGAAGACGAUGCGGCUUCUGCCAUCUCAGAAGCUCCGCCAGGACUACAAGCAGAUGCGCCAGCCUUCCAGCCAGGCCAACCCAUCGCCCCUCGCAAAUCACGACCGCCGCGCCAGAAGCAGCCGCAAGCACCCAAAUCGACUGCGCCCGACAUCGCCACCAGGACACACGAGGAUAUCGAUAAUGGUCACUACGAAUGUGCCAUUUGCACUGAAGACGUCACAAGGCGUUCACGGGGGGUAUGGUCGUGCAGAACAUGCUGGACUGUGUUCCAUCUGGGCUGCAUCAAGAAGUGGUCAACAAACGAGGGUUCGGCUGCAGCGCGACAGCAGACUCAAGACGGGGAGACGCCUCCGAGGCAGUGGCGCUGCCCCGGCUGCAACCUACCAAAGGACACUCUACCCAAGAACUUCCACUGUUGGUGCGAGAAGGAGCUGGAUCCGCGUUCAACACCCGGUCUACCACCAUUCUCGUGUGGCCAGACUUGCUCACGACCCCGACUUCUCCCCAAGCCCUGUCCACACCCUUGCGGCUCGACGUGUCAUGCCGGCCCCUGUCCUCCGUGUGGCUUGAUGGGUCCCACGCAACACUGCUUCUGCGGGAAGAGGUCCGUCACUCGCCGUUGUAUUGAUACCGACUAUGAGAAUGGCUGGAGUUGCGGCGAUGUCUGUGGAGGUUUGAUGUCUUGUGGUGAGCACAGAUGCGAUCGACCUUGUCACGACGGUCCUUGCGGUGCCUGCGAGGUACGAGUGCCGGCACGUUGCUAUUGCGGACAGAUACAAAAAGACAUUCUAUGUCAUGACCGGGCAGAAGAGAAGCAGAGCAGCCAGUCCCAUGUCGCCACAGACGGUGCUGCAACAGUAGAGACCUGGAUAGGAUCCUUCCAGUGCCCUAAUCAGUGCGGACGCUCAUUCGAUUGCGGGAAGCACAUUUGUGAGAUGGCAUGUCAUUCACAGGAUACGCAAGCACCUCAUUGUCCGCGAUCUCCAGACCGAGUCAACCGCUGUCCUUGUGGCAAGACCGCUUUGAGAGACAUGUCUGGCAACCCACGCACGACUUGCGAAGAUCCGAUCCCCAAUUGCGACAAACCUUGUGGUCAAACACUCGCAUGUGGUCACCAGUGCGAGCAGCUCUGUCACCAAGGCGAAUGUCGGCCCUGCUUGAAGACGGUUGAUAUAUCAUGUAGGUGUGGACGUACAUCAUCCAGGACCAUCUGUCACCAAGGCAUGGACGAGCCUCCCCAGUGCAGGCGCAUCUGCAAAGUCUCGUUGAAUUGCGGGCGCCACGAGUGCGGCGAGCACUGCUGCGCUGGAGAGAAGAAAGCUGCGGAACGUCAGUCGAACCGCCGUAAAGGAAGGCCUUUGCAUUCGGCUCCUCGCCAGGCUCACGAGAACUUUGAGGCCGAGCACAUAUGCACGCGGAGCUGUGGUCGACAACUGAAGUGCGGCAACCCCGAACAUCGCUGCCAGGAACUUUGUCAUAAGGGUCCGUGUGGCACAUGUCGCGAUGCCAUUUUCGAUGAGCUUAGCUGUCACUGUGGACGGACUGUGCUACAACCACCAUUACCAUGCGGUACAAAACCUCCACCGUGUCGCUUCAAGUGCGAGCGACCUAAGGACUGCGGUCAUCCCCAACUGGACCAUAGUUGCCACCUGGAUGACCAGCCAUGUCCGAAGUGCGCUUUCCUUACCGCCAAGCCAUGUCUAUGUGGCAAGAGUGUUCUCAAAAACCAGCCAUGCUGGCUGACCGAGGUACGCUGUGGCCAAGUCUGCGGGCGCACGCUCAAGUGUGGCACACACAAGUGUCAGAAGCAAUGCCAUCGACCUGGAGAGUGCGAAGAGCCAUGUACCCAGGCAUGUGGCAAAGAGCUUAGCACCUGUGGUCAUCCGUGUUUGGCACCCUGCCACUUCCCUCAACCCUGCAAAGAAGAGAAACCGUGUCCCCACAAGAUCUUCGUUACUUGCGAGUGCCAGAGGAUUAAGCAAGAGGCCAAAUGCAAUGCUUCACGCAACGGAGAUGGUAACCAGAAGAAGGUGCUCAAGUGCGACGAAGAGUGCGCAAGGUUAGAGCGUAAUCGUGUUCUAGCACUUGCACUCAACGUUGAUCCGGAGCACCAGAAUGACCACAUUCCAUACUCAGACGCCACACUGAACAUGUACCAGCAAAAUUCUACCUGGGCAGCGACUCAGGAGAAGCAGCUUAGACUUUUCGCUGCCGACCCAGAUGAGAAGCGUCUUCGAUUCAAGCCAAUGCCCCGUAGUCAGCGCGCCUUCAUCCACCACCUGGCUGAAGACUUUGGCAUGGACUCAGAGAGCAUGGAUCCAGAACCGCAUCGACAUGUGGCCAUUUUCAAGACCCCCAAGUUCGUCAUGGCACCAAUGCGGACACUAGCAGACUGCGCCAGAACUCGUCAAGUUCAACAACGUCUUGCGCCAGCGCCAGCACCAGCAGUGUCUUCCACUGCCACGUUACGCCCCAAGCCCAGCAACACCAAUUGCGACCCCUAUAACGCGUUCCUCAUCUUGAACCCUCGCUUUGCGCUCACUAUCGAAGAGCUCAACCCCAUCAUCAAGAGCGUACUCGCAACGACGUCGUUCCGAUGCGAGCUAGAGGUCACCUUCCUUCCCAGCGAAGCCGUAGCAUUGAAGCCACCUCUAGCAGCUCGGCUCAGCAUUCCAGAACGCGAAAUGCAGACCAUGCUCGAAUCGAUCCAGGCACCGCUAACCAAAGCUCUUACCACGCAAAACAUCGGCAAAAGCAUGCAACUUGCGCGUCUCGACUCCUCACUCAACAUUCUCCGCAAAGAGUCUGAUGUAGGCCCCGGUUCAGGCUGGAGCGAAGUGGCAGCCUCGAAGGGUGUUCCAAACCGCCAGCUCCCAAAGACAACUUCCUUCGGGAACAAGGGCGGGUUUGCGGUGCUCAGCUUGAGUAGCAAGAAGAAGAAACAGAAGGAAGUACCUGUUGAGGUUGCGGAGAGCUGGGAGGAGGCUGAGGAGGAAGAAGAGCAGAAGGAGAAGGUUAGUGGGGCUAACAGCGCUGUCAUGAGCGAGGAUGAAGGUGCGUCCAAGGAUGUGCCUGAGGCUUCGGGCAGUACACCAGCUAGCGACGAAAAUCAUGUCGCUUCGAAAGAUGAUGCUGAGCUCGCCACUAAGCCACUACCGGGACGUUGGUCGGAUCUGGAUGAUGAGUAA